This is a messenger RNA of Pundamilia nyererei, 3569 nucleotides long. RefSeq names its product pleckstrin homology domain containing, family O member 2 (gene plekho2). Gene Ontology annotation, biological process: macrophage apoptotic process. The record is from RefSeq and is a predicted model, not a curated record. Lineage: Eukaryota; Metazoa; Chordata; Actinopteri; Cichliformes; Cichlidae. The transcript is spliced from 7 exons. The coding region runs from base 56 to 2113 and encodes 685 amino acids.
ACGUCGAGUGAUUCUGGGCUAGUCAGCAGCCACAUAACGGAGCCCAGUCUUUAUCAUGGAAGAUGGUGCAAAAGAGGACCCAGCCCUCCAGAAAGAGCCUAAGUUCCUGAGUAAGGCUGGCUGGUUGAAGAAGGGCUAUGGCAGACUGCUGGCAAGCUAUAAAGACCGCUACAUCCAGGUGGAGAAGACCGAGAUUGUGGUGUAUGAAAAUGAGGACCUACAGAACUGCUUGGAGAGGCUUGACCUGGAAAACUAUGACAAAUGUCAUGAAUUAAAGAGCCCCUUCACGAAGAAGCAAAGACUUAUACUCAUACGAUCGGCAAAGUCCACAAAUAAGGUCCAUGAUGUUAAAUUCCAGGCUCAGACAGUGGAGGACAAGGAGGCUUGGAUUAAAGCCCUCAGUGAUGGCAUUAAUCGAGCAAAGAAUAAAAUUUUUGAUGAGGUGAAGAUUGAUCAAAGCAGCAACUUAGAGCACGUUACUCGAACAAGACCCAAAGGGAACCGCAACCGGCGUCCACCGACCAGGAUACACAUGAAAGAGGUAGCUGAUGUGUCAUCUGAUGGAAUCCUGCGCUUGGAUCUUGAUCUUGAAGAUGCCGUAAUGCCUAAUGGAGCACAUUAUGCCAAUGUUGAUGGCAGUGAGACCUCCAAAGAGAAACAGUUGGUGUCAAUUACCGAGGAGGAAGCUCAGCCAGAUCCAGACGUCAGUCCCCAAAAAAAGGUCAUCAAACCUCCAAUGCCGCCUAUCAAGGAGGCUAAACCCAGCACAGCACAUGAAGAUGAACCUCAAAAGAAUGAUGGUUCAGAGAAAAAGGUACCAAUGCCCCCAUCGAAAGAAGCAAAACCCUCUACUUCACCUGUUGAAGAAACUACAGAAGAGGCAAAACAUGAGAAGAUUUCUGAAACAAGUUCUGAUGCCAGUAAAAAGGCAGCUCCACCACCAAUGCCUCCCAAUAAACCCAGCUCUGUGAGUAAUGUUGAUGCUUUACAGUCCAAGCCACACUCUCACCCUCCUAUGCCUCCAUCCAAGGAGAAGAAGCCCUCCCAUUCUGGCUCUGAGACAGAGCAGCAGGUUGAAGGGAUUAGUAAUGAGGAUAAUGAGAAGGAAGAUGAAAGUAGGAAGGAGACUAUAGAAACAGCCGUGGAAACAGAUGAGGCAGUGCAGCUGAUUGCUAAAGAAACGUCACCUGAUGUGAAAGAUGAUAAACACGAGAGUCACUGCACAGAAGAAACAGUUAGCAGCAACACAAAGGUGGUAUCUGACUGUGGGGAACAAAUACCCACAGAGUCACUGAGAAAGAGUCCAAGUUCCCAUCCAAAAUUCAACAAAAAGCCUGAUGAAUGUGCCGAGCCUGACAUACAGCGGAUAGAGAGCACCUCGGCUAAGAGUAAUCCUAAAGAGGGACCCGACAAUACUGCCUCACUCAAUUCUGUCGAUUCAAAAGACGCACUGGCCGAGAGUGAAGUCCCCUCUUUGAAUGACUCAACCACUGAGAGCCUUACCCUGAGUCCACUGCUUUAUCACUUGUCCGGGGAGAAAAAAAAGCAAGAUGAGAAAUCUGUAGACAGUGGUCAGCACUCAGAUGAUGAGAGUGAAGGCUCUGGAAGUCAAGACACAUUGGUAGCUGCUACAGCUGCACUCAGGGGAAGCCAUUCUGCUUUGGAUGUGGUGGAUGCUAGUGAGGACAGCAUUCAGGUAUCUGUUAUUUUAAGACCAGCACAGGUCACAACAGUGCCUCAGGUUAGCUCUAAGAACAUAAAACCCAUCCCUCCUCUCAAGCCCUCAGCCAAGGGCAGGUCAGCCUCAAUUGGAAAUUUGCUGUCUGAAUCUGAUGUCUGUAAUCAGAUGAAAGAGUCUAGCAGAGGUGGAGCUGUGAGUGCUGGGGGUUCUAGUGAUGAUGUCAUUAAACUUGAGACUGAAGUGGCUCUAGAGAUGGAAAAGACGAGCAAGCUCUUGAGCAAAGUGUCCCAGGACCAUGGAAGUGAAGAGGAGGAUGUACCGGGGGAUUUGCUGGCUGAGGCCAUGGAGAAGCUGAAGAAGGCAGACCACGUCCUCAGGGAGGUCAAGAAACUGAAAUUUGCAACAAACGGAAGCAAAAGGAAGAGUUGGUGAACGUCACACACUGACUGAAAUUGACCAACUGAUAAACCCUUUACCUAGACAGUGAUAGUGCAGUCACAUCAUGGAAAAUGUAAAAAGACCCCUCUAAAUACAAUUUGCCUAAAAGUGAAGGGCCAGUGGUAUUCUGUAUCAUCACAGAUGGUCGUUUAUGAUGAGCUUAUUCACUCUGCAUGAUCAUGGUGUGCAGGCCUGACCUGGACACUGUACUGGAUUCAAUUCAGUUCAACUUUAUUUACAGUACUGUGCAAAGGUUUUAGGCAGGUGAGAAGAACUUUCAGCAAAGAAUGCUUUGAAAAAUGGAAGUGUUUAUCAUUUAUUUUCACCAAUCAACAAAAUGAAGUGAAGGAACAAAAGAGAAAUGUAAAUCUAGUCAGUAUUUGGUGUGACCACCCUUUGCCUUCAAAACAGCAUCAAUUCUUCUGGGUACACUUGCACAGAGUUUUUGAAGGAACUCGGCUGGUCGGUUGUUAACCACAGAUCUGUGGAUGCAGGCUUCCUCACAUCCUUCUGUCUCUUCAUGUAAUCCCAGACACACUCAAUGAUGUUGGGAUCAGGGCUCUGUGGGGGCCGGAGCAUCACUUCCAGUACUUCUUGUUCUUUACGCAGAAGAUAGUUCUUAAUGACUGUGGCUGCGUGUUUGGGGUUGUUGUCCUGCUGCAGAAUACAUUUGGGUUCAAUAAACAAGCAUUUAUAUUUCUGAAAGCGUUCUUUAUAACAGUUUUUCACACCUGCCUAACACUUUUGCACAGUACUGUAUAUAGAAAAUCACAACAACAGUCACCUCAAAGUGCUUUUAAGGUUUUUGAGCGUUAUGCUUGUGGUGUGCAACAGUAUUAAAGAGGGUUUGAAUGAAUGGCUGGAAUAGUCUGAUGGACAAAACUGUGUUAUUGUCGAUGGUUUUGCUGCACUUGGAACUUUUUGUGGAAUUAUUUCUAAUGGAUGUUUUUCUGCAGCGGAAAGUAAUGUGUUACUGUAUACUUUUUUACUACUGUGUUUUCUUUUGUAGAUACAAAAUAAUGGCCCUCAUUACUAAUAUGUGCGUGGGAACAGUCUUACCCUAUGCAACAAAUGCACUGGCUGAUUUUGUUCUUGCACGUGUUUGAUAAAUGAUUUACUUUUGGUAGUAAAUCAGACUCUAAAUCAGCACGCUCAUGCUUGCCGUGUGCAAUAUGCAUAAAACAUACAGCCACUCCUCCAUUUCCCUGUAUAAAUAAAUUAGUUUACCUGGAGGUGAAGUGGAAAAUGCAGUAAUGUCAUGAGACAGCCGCCUGCACCGCUAAGGCAGAGACACACUCACUGUGACUCAAGUAAAAAAAGUUUGAAACUGAUGUAAAAAGACCCGACAGAGUAUAAGCAGCUGGAAAGUCUGUCGGCUCCACAUGACAAAACUCACUGUAUGAACAAACAAAAAAAUUAGACUGCAAGUGAUAGAAGUCUUUUUUUAAAA